AGCCGUGCAAGUCGUGUUACACCUGGGUAGAAACAUUUUUGUGCUUUUUGUAUUUUCUGUAUAAUAACAAUUCAAGCACGAAGGUUGCGUUACUUAAAACUAAGUCUAGUAAGUGUACACAAAGGCCUACUUUGACGUAUUGUUUUGCACAUAGGAUCUUUUAGGAGAGUUCAAAUGGAAAGUGUUCCAAUCGUGGUACAAGUAAAUCUGAUAGGGGGUGCCAGUAUUUGGAAUUGGAUUUUCUAAUGAAACGACUCGAGUGAAGCAGAUCGUUUUAUAUCACAUGCAACAAGAAAAAGCUAUGCAAUGGAGAGACAAAAAACCAUGCUUCAAACAGGCAGAUUUGCGUGCACCGCCAUGGCACACCACUAAGGAAACACCUGAUAAUAAAUAAGAACUUCGGUACGCUUGCAUGUGGAAUACGGUUGGAUUUUCCUAGCUGUUCUCUGAGUGGGUAAGAUGUCUGCUGUCACUUAUACUCCAUGUAGGCUACUACACAUCACCCCAACUGAAUAUUUAUUCUGCAGUUGUCUGACCCAAAUGCAGUCUUAAGUGUCAUGUUCAAAGGUUGAUUCGUUACACAAGUUUCAGAUGCGUGCAGUUCUUGAUAACCUUGGCCGUAACCUAACUCAGUGGCUCUUUACAGGGGGGUCAGAGCCCACAAAGGGGCGUCGGGGACCUGCAAGAGGGUCCUUGCGAUGAUAAUAAAUUAUAAAACAAUAUGCCAAAUUUUUUAAGUGAAAUACAUAAACAUUAGUACGGAGAGCUUUUUGAAAUUUACACUCAAACACAUCUGUAUUUAAUAUUAGAUUAGAAUGAAUAUGAAUUGAGUUUUUGAAGUUUUUGGUGUUUUAAGUAAACUGUGGCAACUUUCAAACUCAGAGUUUCAGAGGCGGCCCUGAGCAUUUUGGUGCCAUAGGCAAGCUAUUUCUUUUAUCCCUUUUUGUGUCCCUUCAUGAAUUGCUGAAUUGUUCCCAAUACCACAAACAACCCUUGCUGAGUUGAAUUGGUCUUGUUCAUGUACUCUUUGUGUUUUUAUUCUGCAGUAAGGCAGCUCCACAGGGAAUUCCUGAGGGCUGGGGCUGAUGUCAUGCAGACGUUUACUUUCUACUCCUGUGAUGAUAAACUAGACAUCAGUGGGAACGCCCCCAACAUCACAUGUCAGCAAAUCAACGAAGUGGCCUGUGACAUAGCUCGCGAGGUGGCCAAUGAGGGCGGAGCGCUGGUGUGCGCCGGUGUCUCCCAAACGGGCGUCUACAAGGACCGCAGCAGCGAGAGUGAGGUGAAGGCCAUCGUCAAGAAGCAGCUGGACGUGUUCCUCAGGAAAGACGUGGACUUCCUCAUCGCUGAGUACUUUGCACACGUGGAGGAGGCGGUGUGGGCCGUGGAGGUGCUGGUGACGAGUGGGAAGCCGGUGGCGUCGACGCUGUGCAUCUCGCCGAAAGGAGACAUUGACCGAGUUUGCCCAGCAGAGUGUGCAGUCAGGCUGGUAAAGGCAGGUGCUAAGAUCGUGGGGGUGAACUGCCACGUGGACCCCACGCAGUGCCUGAACACGGUGAAGCAGAUGAAGGAGGGCCUGGACACGGCUGGCCUGAGGGCCCACCUCAUGAUCCAGCCCCUGGGCUUCCACUGCCCCGACUGCACCUCUGCAGGCUACAUCGGCCUGCCUGAGUUCCCUUUCGCGCUGGAGUCGCGGGUCGUGAACCGCUGGGACGUCCACAAGUAUGCCAGGGAGGCGUACACAGCUGGCAUCCGCUACAUCGGGGGCUGCUGUGGGUUCGAGCCCUACCACAUCCGGGCGCUGGCAGAGGAACUUGCCCCAGAGAGGGGCUUCCUACCCCCGGCGUCGCAGAAGCAUGGCCUGUGGGGUAGUGCCCUGGAAGGCAGCAGCAAACCCUAUGUUAAAGCCAGGGCUUCCCGUUCCCACUGGGAGAACCUCAAGCCUGCCUCAGGAAGACCUCUCUGUCCAUCAAUGUCUAUUCCUGAUGCCUGAUGUCAUCUGUCUUUCCCCCUCUCUCAUACACACACACACACACACACACACACACAUUAACACAGCAAUACAGGAUAUGCACCUAAACACACACACAUACACACGCUGGUGCUAAUCAAAACCAGGCCUGGACUGUUUCAUUCAUCAUGUGAAAUCAGUCAUGACAUGGUCCUGAAAGAUUAUUCUCCACUUUACCCCCCAAACUAGGUGGGAUAAUCAUGUUCCGAUUACGCGCUUGGUUUUAGCAAUUCAUGACUGAAUUCAAGUUUAAGUCAAGCAUUGCUAUUUGCCUUAGACAGGCAGUGUCUGACUGAGUGGAUGGUAACCCUUCUAUACAAGUAGUAUACUGCACUUGUGUAGAACUAGUAUACUGCACUUGUGCCGUGGAGUGUUCAUGUAAUAUGAAGGUGGCCGUGCCAACAACUGAAGUUGGAAAUGAAUGAUUUUUAUCUUUGAUUGCCUGAAAUAAAACCAAGAAGAAAUGGAGCUGCAGUCCUGCAACCGGUUCAGGCUUUUUGAGAUUUUCUUUUCUGAGGUAAAUAAAUAAUGUGAAUAAAGUCACAUGUUGUGCUUUUUAAUGGAUUGGGAAGUUAUCAUAAUGAAUUAAACAAAUUGAAUGAACCCUA
This is a messenger RNA of Clupea harengus (Atlantic herring), 2619 nucleotides long. RefSeq names its product betaine--homocysteine S-methyltransferase 1-like. The record is from RefSeq and is a predicted model, not a curated record. Gene Ontology annotation, biological process: L-methionine salvage. Lineage: Eukaryota; Metazoa; Chordata; Actinopteri; Clupeiformes; Clupeidae. Gene Ontology annotation, molecular function: zinc ion binding; betaine-homocysteine S-methyltransferase activity. The coding region runs from base 1019 to 1993 and encodes 324 amino acids. The transcript is spliced from 7 exons. Gene Ontology annotation, cellular component: cytosol.